CUAACAGCCAAGACAUCAAGCAACGGUAUUCAAAAGACUUUCAAUUGGUAUCAAAGACUCCACCUCGUUCAAGUGUACACGCGUGCGCACGGUACCGCUCGUACAGUCACGCAGCACACAGCAGCUGUGAAGCAGACUUGCGGCAAGACUGUGUCCAAAAUGAUGGAUUAUGGCAAUGAGACUUCAUAUGACUAUCAGACUUCAUAUGAAAAUAAGACUUCAUUUGAAGAUGAGAUUUUUUAUGACUAUGAGAGUCCAUGUGACGUGGACGAUUCAGGAAACGCUUCUGUUAAGUAUUAUCUCCAGGUCUACGUGCACUCCCUUAUCUGCAUUGUAGGGUUCAUUGGCAAUGUCCUGGUGAUCCUUACAUAUGCUUUCUACAAGCGCACCAAGUCCAUGACUGAUGUUUACCUACUGAACGUGGCCAUAGCAGAUGUCCUGUUUGUCGUGGCCCUGCCUCUGAUCAUCUUUAGUGAGCAGAGUAACUGGGCUUUGGGUGAUUGGUCCUGCAAGCUGUUGCGUGGUGUCUACAGUAUCAACCUGUACAGCGGCAUCCUGCUGCUGGCUUGCAUCAGUUUAGACCGCUACUUGGCGAUCGUCCAAGCUCGCCGCUCUUUCCGAUUCCGCUCGAGCAUGCUGGUCUACAGUUACGUGAUCUGUGCGGUCGUCUGGCUUUCAGCCUUGCUCCUGACUUUGCCCACCUUCAUGUUCUACGAGCGCUACGCACCCAGAGAAACAUUCAAUAUGUCAAUGUCUUACGAAACAGUGACGAACUCUGAUAGUACACCAGUGACUAAGGAGACGAAGACUUUGGCUACUGAAGUUCCAGACAGCACGCAACAGGAGCAAUACGUGUGCUUCUUCCGCUUCAAGGACAACAACACCGCAAAGCGUAUGAAGGUGCUAGUGCCGAGUGCCCAGGUGGCUGUGGGGUUUUGCUUCCCGUUGCUGGUCAUGGGCUUCUGCUACUCCAGUGUGGUGUUCACACUCCUGCGUGCCAAGAACUUCCAAAGACACAAGGCUGUGCGUGUGGUCCUGACCGUGGUGCUGGUCUUCAUCAUCUGUCAUCUGCCCUACAAUGCAGCACUGUUCUACGACAUCAUUUACAUGUUCUCCGGUAGCGAUUGCGAGGGCCAUAGUAUCACACAGCUGCUGCUGAUCCUCACUGAAAGCCUGGCCUACCUGCACUGCUGCCUCAACCCAUUGCUCUACGCCUUCAUCGGUGUCAAAUUUAGGAACCACUUCCGCAAGGUCAUGGAGGACCUCUGGUGCCUUGGGAAGAGUUACAUCGGGGCACGGCGCACGUCACGAGCCACCUCUGAGGCAUACUUAUCCUCCCGAAGGUCUGUAGACAGCUCAGGGUAUGAAAACGGCACCUCGUUCACCAUGUGAAAAACUGGAGAUCCCUGUCUAACAGUUCAAGCUGAGGUAUAUUAAGACUAUCAGGUUUGUAGCUCUUUGCUGCACAGAAAAAACAGUGCAAGCUCAUUGCUACAAUUAAAUCUUUCUUUAUUUUCCCCCCUUUCUUUUAAAAAUAAAUAAAUAAACGUUUAACCGUUGCAGCGAGAAGAUAUUAGGUAGUCAUGUUUAGUAAUCCCUUUUUGUAUUUUUUUACAUAAAGUGUUUUAAUAUGUAUCGCAGUCUACUGUCACUUUAUAUCAUAAAUGAUAUGAGCUUCAAAUGUGUUUUAUUUAUAUAUAUAUGUUGUUGGACUGAAGAGUUCUUGUACCACUGUGGUGUCCUGUGUGUUCAUUUUUAGCUAUUGAGCGCUCACACACGCACACAACUUGUUGCUUAUCGGGCUGGUGAAUGAGAAGUAAGUCUGGGAGGCGGAUUGGUGUCGCCGGAAUUCGUCCAAGGUACCAGUAAAGGAUCAUCUCUGAGCAGAUAUUAUUUUAGGGUGUGUUGCUGGUACGAGUGCAUCAGGAACAGCAGCUCUGCUGAGGUUUGUUCACACUGAACCAUACGAGACACGUCUACAGAUACUGGUGAUCUAUCCAGAUCGUUCUUCAGUGGUUCAGAGAAGUGAUGAAUAUGGGUCUGAGAUGAUGGAUAUGACGAAGGGAGCAUAGGAAGAAAAGGCUAUUGGUAUAAAUAAAGACGAUAAGAAUUUCGAGAAGUCUUUUCCGUCUCUUUGCUGCCACCUGGCGUGACUCUGCACAUCUGCAGCACUUGACAUACACCGAUCAGCCAUAAC
Ictalurus punctatus (channel catfish) is the source of this 2197-nucleotide messenger RNA. RefSeq names its product chemokine (C-C motif) receptor 6a (gene ccr6a). Lineage: Eukaryota; Metazoa; Chordata; Actinopteri; Siluriformes; Ictaluridae. Gene Ontology annotation, molecular function: G protein-coupled receptor activity. Bases 160 to 1392 code for a protein of 410 amino acids. Gene Ontology annotation, biological process: immune response; G protein-coupled receptor signaling pathway. Gene Ontology annotation, cellular component: membrane. The transcript is spliced from 2 exons. The record is from RefSeq and is a predicted model, not a curated record.